Molecule: messenger RNA, 624 nt
Organism: Candida tropicalis MYA-3404
Lineage: Eukaryota; Fungi; Ascomycota; Pichiomycetes; Serinales; Debaryomycetaceae
Exons: 1
Coding region: 1-624 (207 amino acids)
Source: RefSeq, a predicted model, not a curated record
AUGGUGGAGGUCAAGGACAUUAUAGUACAAAUUGGAAGUGUUGUGGUGUUUUUAUUAGAGGUAUUCUUUAGAAAUUCAAUAACAUUUAUCGUUCAUGCACAAAGAACAUACCCUGAACUAACCAAUAUAUUAUUCUUAUUAAUUGGUGUUUAUAUUUUCUAUCGAGUAUUGAUUAGAGCAUUUAAAACAUGGUUUAAUUUCUUAAUCAUGACCAUUAAAACAUUAUUGGUUUUAUUUUUCAUUUUUCUUGUUUUCAUUAUUUAUAUACGUGGAUGGGAAAGAUUUAUUAAUCAAGAUUUGCCAUUUUUAAAAAAUUCAAUUUACCAUUUAUGGAAUUUAGGUAAUCAUGUUAAUGAAAAUGGAUUUAAUUUAUGGAGUUUGAUAAAUAAUGUUAAUUUUAAUGAUUUUUCUCAAAAAGCAGAAGAGAAGUUUAAAGAAAAUAUCAAUGAACCAAAUGCUUAUUUUGAAUAUAUGAAUAAUAAAUUUGGUAAUGAAGAUGGUGAUGAGCCUGAUUUUAAUGAUAUUCAAAAAAUGGUUGAAGAAGGAAUUGAUUAUUUACAAGAAAAUAUUGAUUUAAAUAAAUUUGGUGGACAUGUUCAAGAUUUUUUAAACAAUCUACAAUAA